AUGGGUAUCGACCUGGACCGCCACCAUGUGCGGAGCAGCCACCGCAAGGCUCCCAAGAGCGACAACGUCUACUUGAAGGUUCUGGUGAAGCUCUACCGCUUCUUGGCUCGCCGCACCGAGUCCAACUUCAACAAGGCCGUCCUCCGUCGUCUCUUCAUUGAGGCACAGAAGGGCAAGACUGUCGUCGUUAUCGGCACUGUCACCGACGACAACCGCCUUUUGACCAUCCCCAAGCUGUCGAUUGCCGCCCUCCGUUUCACCGCUACUGCCCGGGCUCGCAUUGAGAAGGCUGGUGGUGAGACUUUGACUCUUGACCAGCUUGCUCUCCGCGCCCCUACCGGUGCCAACACUCUCCUCCUGCGUGGACCCAAGAACGCCCGUGAGGCCGUGAAGCACUUCGGCUUUGGUCCUCACACCGACAAGAAGCCGUACGUGGGAAGCAAGGGCCGCAAGUUCGAGCGGGCUCGUGGUCGCAGAAGGUCCAAGGGUUUCAAGGUUUAA
This is a messenger RNA of Penicillium mononematosum, 501 nucleotides long. Its product is annotated as 60S ribosomal protein eL18. The transcript is spliced from 5 exons. The record is from RefSeq and is a predicted model, not a curated record. Lineage: Eukaryota; Fungi; Ascomycota; Eurotiomycetes; Eurotiales; Aspergillaceae. Gene Ontology annotation, biological process: translation. Bases 1 to 501 code for a protein of 166 amino acids. Gene Ontology annotation, cellular component: cytosolic large ribosomal subunit; ribosome. Gene Ontology annotation, molecular function: RNA binding; structural constituent of ribosome.